This is a messenger RNA of Prorocentrum cordatum, 371 nucleotides long. The record is from the annotation of a GenBank genome assembly. Lineage: Eukaryota; Dinophyceae; Prorocentrales; Prorocentraceae.
GUGCUCAGAUUGAGACCACUGCCAUGGAGGAGGCGGAGGCGCUGGAGGCCAACAAGUUCAAGGACAUCUCCGUGGUGAAGGCCGAGGGCAACGGCGACGUGCAGGCCCUGCUGGAGCAGGCGGUGCUUUUCCGCGACGUGGCCAGGGGGGUCAUCGCGGACGCGGACCUCGUGGGAGUCUCCGAGCUGUGGGGCGUGCCCAUGGAGAAGGAGCCCCAGAUUGAGACCACUGCCAUGGAGGAGGCGGAGGCGCUGGAGGCCAACGAGGACCUGGAGGCGGAGCGGUGCGACGACCUGGCCUUCGGGGUCCUCGUGGACAUGGGCCUCACGGAGAAGUUCUUCCAGGCCUUGAAGGCCAAGCCUUCCCGUUAG